AUGGCGACGACGACACGACGAGCACGUGCACUGCUCGGGGUCAUCUUCGACCUUGAUGGAACGCUGACGCGGCCCCAUGCCAUCGACUUUGCACGGAUGCGGGCGCGGAUAGGCGUGCCGAGCUCGUACACGUCCAUCCUCAAGUACGUGAACACGUUGGAGAGCGAGGAAGCCCGCACCAAGGCCCUGGACAUUGUGCUGGAGGAAGAGGAGGCCGGCCUGGACCGCAUGCAGCUCAACACAGGGUUUGACGCCGUCUUCAGCACCAUGCGCGACCUGCAGCUGCGCGGUGCCAUCUGCACCCGCAAUACGGAGAGCGCGCUCGAGCGCUUCCGCGUCGUCCUCGAACAGGAAGGCCUGACACACCAUGCGUCGCUCUUCGACCCGUGGCUUGCCAGGGACGCAACCUGCCCCGCCACGGCCCAAGCGCUGCAAAACAAGCCACACCCAGACCCGGCACACGCCACCCUCCGCACCUGGGGUAUGCUGCUCUGCGAUGACACGGCUGGCAACACAACCGACCCCAGCUAUGAACAAAAGCAGGAGCAGCCCCAACCCCGGCACCAACUCCAACACCAACUCCAAGCAACUGGUGAAGGAACCGGUGUCCAUGAUGAAGAGCCCGCAGCUACGCACGCGUUGUCAUCCCGGGGCACACGAGGCGAGGGUGAUGUGGUGCAGGUGCAACAACAGCACCAGCACAUGUCCACAGCAACUACCACAGCCGCCAACACCAUCGCAGCCACCACAACAACGACGACAACGACGACCGGAAGCACUCGUGUCGUGCAGCACAGUUUUCAUCGCCAGCACCCUGUCCUCUUCGUUGGCGACCACAUUGAUGACAUGGUGUGCGGGCACAGCGCUGGCUGCCUCACGUGUCUGCUCACGAACGGCGAGGCGUUGAGCUGUGAACGGGUACGCGGCGUGUUGGCCAGUCCACAGCACGAGCCUGUCAUCGACUUUGUUGUGGAUGACGGACACGAGCUUGCGCAACUCAUGCACGCGCUGCACACGGGCGACACGACGCUCCUUGACACGUUCGCACACCCACGUGACGAGCACAGAUAG
Messenger RNA from Salpingoeca rosetta, 1071 nucleotides. RefSeq lists its product as uncharacterized. The coding region runs from base 1 to 1071 and encodes 356 amino acids. Lineage: Eukaryota; Choanoflagellata; Craspedida; Salpingoecidae. The transcript is spliced from 2 exons. The record is from RefSeq and is a predicted model, not a curated record.